UGAUAUAUACGUAUCAUAUUCUCAAGGCCCCACAACCCUGCAACCACAAAUUAACUUCUAUAUAAGCCACCAUUCACAUUUGUUUUCAAGAAUAACUGAUGGAGUCGAAUCAAGGAUCUACGACGUCGUAUUAUGGAAUUCUGGGUGUUUCCGUUGAUUCAACAAACGAGCAGAUCAAACGGGCUUAUCGUAAGCUUGUUAUGCAAUGGCAUCCGGAUAAGUGGGUAAAGAAUCCAUCGGUUUUGGGUAAAGCUAAAAGUAAAUUUCAACAGAUUCAAGAAGCUUAUGAAGUGUUGUCAGAUCAGAGAAAGAGAUCAGUGUAUGAUGUUGGGUUUUAUAAUCAUCAAGAUGAAGAAGAUGAGGGUUUUGCUGAUUUUAUGCAAGAAAUGUCAUCCUUGAUGAAGAAUGUCAAGAAAGAGGAGAAAAAGUACAGUUUGGGUGAAAUACAGAGCAUGUUUUGGGAAAUGGCACAAAGUUUUAACCAGACGGCAUCUUCUUGUUUUGAUGAUGAUGAUAUUUGGUCACAAGACAUGUUCGGUUUGAAUGACGAGUCAAGAAGUUCGAAGAGAGCUCGAGCCAACACAAGCCCAUUGUCGGGCAUUGGCGUGCAAGAGGCCAAGUGUGUAUAGAAUGUAGAUCACUAAAAGUAGUAGCAAAUCGUUGCUUUUAUCAUAUGGGUGGUUAGUGCAAGUGAACCUAAAGAUUGAAUUGCGGUUGGAUGGAGAUGAUGAGAGAAUGUUGUAUGUUUGCUUGCCAUGGAGCUUGAUCAAAAUCGAGCUAGAUGUAUUGAGUGGGCCGAAAUGAUGUAAUUGAUCUACAUUGAUAAUAACCUUGUCGUAAUAUGGAACAAAAUGUCACGUCAAA
Molecule: messenger RNA, 864 nt
Organism: Helianthus annuus (common sunflower)
Lineage: Eukaryota; Viridiplantae; Streptophyta; Magnoliopsida; Asterales; Asteraceae
Exons: 5
Coding region: 99-629 (176 amino acids)
Source: RefSeq, a predicted model, not a curated record